UGAUUCUCCAGCUCGAGGCGUCAGACUCAGUAACGUCACGGACUCUCCGGUGCCCGUAGAAGCGGCUGGCCCGCAAUAACAAAUUGGAUGAAGACAGAAAUAUUACUAACAUCGAUUGAAAUCGGUUCAAGAUGGCGUCCGAGGGGGAAUACGAGUCGAUUUUGUGCGUAAAACCAGAUGUCAAUGUUUAUCGCAUCCCACCGAGGGCGUCGAACCGCGGAUACAGGGCUGCUGACUGGAAGCUGGAUACUCCAGACUGGACGGGCCGUUUGCGCAUUACAGCAAAGGGAAAAGUGGCUUAUAUCAAACUGGAGGACAAAGUCUCAGGUGAACUCUUUGCUCAAGCACCAGUUAAGGAAUACCCUGGAAUCACUGUGGAGACCGUCAGUGACUCCAGCCGCUAUUUUGUUCUCCGAAUACAGGAUGACAGCGGUCGAAGUGCAUUCAUCGGAGUUGGAUUCGGAGACAGAGGGGAUUCAUUUGACUUUAAUGUUGCCCUGCAGGAUCAUUUCAAGUGGGUGAAACAGGAGUUGGAAAUAAGCAAAAAUUCUCAGGCGGUAGACUCUGGACCCAAACUGGAUCUGGGCUUCAAAGAGGGACAGACCAUCACACUGAAUAUCGGGCAAGGUAAAAAGAGGGACAAGCCCCGCCCUCAGAGUUCAGGUGGAUUAGGGCUCCUCCCCCCUCCUCCAGGGGGAAAGAUAGCCCCUCCUCCUUCCUCCAAUCACAAUUCGGUACAGUCCACAGGAGGAGCACAAACAGGAUGUUUAUUGGAAUUGGACAGCAGUAACUCUAAUACAGUGGUUCAGUCGAACCCCAGCUCUGACCUUUGGGGUGACUUCUCAAGCUCUGCAAGCUCUGUCCCUCCUUCAGCAGCACGUCAGGAACCUUCGUCUGGGAACUGGGUGCAGUUCUAAGACCGCUUCAUUGUCUUUCAUCCUAUUAUUGUUCCUAUUCUUUCAUCUGAACCAAUGCAAUUUUAAGAUAAUGCCUGAAAAUUAGACACAGGCUGUAUGUAAAGCUUUUGGUUUUGUCAUCUGCUAAUAGAAGCAGAGCAUAGCAGGGAGGAAUUCUGUUGGCGUUAUUGAACAAAUCAACCAAAUUAUGGAAAAGUUUAUAUAAAAACAAGCAGCAAUCUCAUGGAAAUUGUAUGCGUGAAACAUUUCGGUAGCGUUUUGUUUUUGACAACCGAUUCAGUAUCUGUAAUUGUCCUCAGUGUUGUGUUCACUUUGUUGUCAUAACAUGUGUUCGUCUUUGGAAGAGUGAAUAUUUGUGUGUGUGCUUGGGUGUUUAAAAAUGAAGGGGGAGCUAGAUUAAAAAUGUGAAAUUGAAUGAGGUCUGGAUACAUCUACAGCUUGACAUGUUGUAUAGCAUAAGAAUAUAUAAAAACUGUACAGUUUAAAUUAAGUAAUAUAAACGUAUUGAUAAAUAAGGCCACAAUUUAGUGUAAUAAAGUGUUAUUAAAAUACAGCGCUAUGUCUUAAGUAUUCAUCACAUAUCCGUGCUGUCAUUUAAUUGACUAAUAAAUAGUCAUAUAUGUGUUAAACAAAUAAAAUACUCCAAAAGAACUACAAGAUGCAUUACUUGAAGUCUUUUGCUUAAACCUUA
Messenger RNA from Paramisgurnus dabryanus, 1608 nucleotides. It is a transcript of the gene necap1, whose product is annotated as NECAP endocytosis associated 1. Gene Ontology annotation, cellular component: membrane; clathrin vesicle coat. NCBI's taxonomy places the organism in Eukaryota, Metazoa, Chordata, Actinopteri, Cypriniformes, Cobitidae. Gene Ontology annotation, biological process: endocytosis. The record is from RefSeq and is a predicted model, not a curated record.